AUGUCAUCAUUAUCCGAUGCAAGCCUCAUUGUUGCGUUGAACAAUGCUUCAAUUCAACUAAAUCGUUACUUUGGAAUUUUCAUCUUUCUCUUUGGUAUUGUGGGUAAUACUCUCAAUGCAUGUGUUUUAUCGCAAGGAGCUCUCCGUUCAAAUCCAUGUGCAUGGCUCUUUUUUGCUUCGUCAAUUGCUAAUGGUAUUGGUAUUCUUGCUGGUCUUACUUCUCGACCGUUAUCAACUUGGUCUGCAGAUCUAACAAAUACAAAUCGAUUUCUUUGCAAACUUCGUGCCUUUCUUCUAUUCAAUGCAAUGACUAUUGGCUCUUGGCUUAUCCUGUUGGCUACGGUUGAUCGAUGGCUUUCAUCACACACCAAUGCUAAUCGACGAAAAACAAGUACCUUGAAGAAUGCUCAACUCGGUACAAUACUGAUUCUCAUCGUUUCAACUAUUAUUGAAGCACAACAAUUCUAUUGCUUUGAAGCCAAUCUUACCAAUACACCACUUAAAUGUUAUACACAAACACAGCUGUGCGGCAUUGUAUCGGACCUAUUCUUUGCUCUAAUUACAAUCCUAGUUCCAUUGAUAUUGAUGAUUAUUUUUGGUUUUCUGACCGUCUCGAAUGUACGUAAAUCGAGAUUUCGUUUGCAUCCAACGACGAGGACGAUGGAUAUUCGUUUGGGUCAAAUCACAACAAAGAACAACACUGGAAAUACGACUCGACGAAAGAAAAUAGAUCGUCCUUUUAUGAUAAUGCUGUUUGCUCAAGUUUUUCUCAUCUUUCUACUUACUUUUCCUAUGGCUAUUGGUAAACUCUAUACAACCGUAACUCGAUCGAUGCUCAAGUCUCAAUUGCAAAUAACUAUUGAAAGUUUUAUCUUUAAUUUGUUUCUUUUGUUUGUGUAUAUGUCUUGUGGAAUGCCAUUUUAUAUUUAUACAUUAAGUGGAGGAAGUGUAUUUCGUAAGGCUCUCUUCAGUUUUCUGAAAACAUUAGGCCGAAAGAUGAUGUGUCGACGUGGUUGA
Rotaria sp. Silwood2 is the source of this 1017-nucleotide messenger RNA. NCBI's taxonomy places the organism in Eukaryota, Metazoa, Rotifera, Eurotatoria, Philodinida, Philodinidae. The record is from the annotation of a GenBank genome assembly.